GGGCGGAAGCAGGAAGUGGGCGAGCCGGGCGCUGCGGGGCGGUGCCGGCCGAGGGCGCGGAGUGGCGGUCGGGCCGGGGCGAUGGCGGAGAAGUUUGAUCACCUGGAGGAGCACUUGGAGAAGUUCGUGGAGAACAUCCGGCAGCUCGGCAUCAUCGUCAGCGACUUCCAGCCAAGCAGCCAGGCCGGGCUCAACCAGAAGCUGAAUUUCAUUGUCACUGGCUUACAGGAUAUCGACAAGUGCAGGCAGCAGCUGCACGACAUCACCGUGCCUCUGGAAGUCUUCGAAUACAUAGAUCAAGGUCGAAACCCCCAGCUCUACACCAAAGAGUGCUUGGAGAGGGCUCUAGCCAAAAAUGAACAAGUUAAAGGCAAGAUUGACACGAUGAAGAAAUUUAAAAGCCUGUUGAUUCAAGAGCUUUCUAAAGUAUUUCCGGAGGACAUGGCCAAGUAUCGAAGCAUCCGGGGGGAGGAUCACCCCCCCUCCUAAGUGCCUCGUGCCCUCGGGGCGCAUCCCUCCGAGACCUCGGAAUCGCCGUGCCUGUGGACCAGCCGUGGCUGCGACCGGGGCCUGGGCCCCAGCCCUGCCCCUGGCCUCUCCGUCCCUGCCGUUUGCCUUUGUGGGAUGGUGGGGCUAGAGGAGGGCAGGGGCUGAGCCCCCGCUGCCCCUGCAGCCCUCAGCCUGGUGGCUCCUGCUCGCGGGGCGCGACCUCUGGUUCUCUGUGCGCACGCAGGGCACGGGAAGGGGCGCCCUGCAGUUGCUAGGACUGGAAAAUCAAAGCUUCCACUUGAUGCUGUUCUCUCUGUGGACUUUCCGUUCCGUUCUGUGAUGGUGUCAGGAAACCAGACAAAGAAAAGAAGAAAAGAAAAAAUUGAAAACAAAAUAAAAAGUGGGCUUACUGUGGGAAGUACUUCAGUCGGCUUUGUAGUUUACUUUUUCAAAGGUGGUGCAUAAAGACUGUGUUAACUGCAGCCAUGUUUUCAUGAUUUCAAUGAGAUUAUCAUAUAAUAAAGUCCUGAAGUAUUUA
Molecule: messenger RNA, 1027 nt
Organism: Oryctolagus cuniculus (rabbit)
Lineage: Eukaryota; Metazoa; Chordata; Mammalia; Lagomorpha; Leporidae
Gene: MED10
Product: mediator complex subunit 10
Biological process (GO): regulation of transcription by RNA polymerase II
Cellular component (GO): mediator complex
Molecular function (GO): transcription coregulator activity
Source: RefSeq, a predicted model, not a curated record